Molecule: messenger RNA, 4731 nt
Organism: Clupea harengus (Atlantic herring)
Lineage: Eukaryota; Metazoa; Chordata; Actinopteri; Clupeiformes; Clupeidae
Gene: vstm2a
Product: V-set and transmembrane domain containing 2A
Cellular component (GO): membrane
Source: RefSeq, a predicted model, not a curated record
UCGUUGGAGAUUCGUUCUUGCAUGCAGGCUGACUGACAGGGUAGCGUUAGAUGCGCUGUGUUCGCGAGAGCAUCCGAGUAAAAAGAUGACUCGGGAAACAAAUACCUUGAAAACCAGCAAUGGUAUGCGUCAAGAACAAACACUGGCAAUAAUGAGAUACUCCAUGCACUUCAUCUGCUAAAAAAUAAAGCAUACAUGUUACUGCACUUCUACUUGCAUUCGUCAACUUUUAGUGAAACUAACACCGAAAAAAAAUAAUUAUGACAAGAGUGACCACAAUAACAAAUCAACAGCAAGGCACGGGUUUAAAAAUAACUGUUCAAAGUUUUCACUUUUGGAGAGAGGAAGUCUCCAUAUCCGUAAUGAUUCAGCUUUGUGCAAAGCCUCUGAGCACGCAAAAGGGAGCUGCGCACUGACGUUACAACUACGACCACGUACCAAGAGCGAGGAAUAGAACCUAUUAUUAUACUUCGCAGCACCUUGCAGGGACAGCACAGUCGCAAGUCUCGCUAAGCCCCUGGUUCCGACAACUUCAGGAGAAUACCCUCCACAGUUUCAGUAUGAUCCAUACUCGAUAUUCAGUGUCUAAAUACGUUCACUUGGUAUCUGUUUAAAUCGCGGAGCAACUUUGGAAAUUAGAUUUUUCUUUUUUAACUGGCUGAUGCGAUUUUUGUCAUUAGAGGAAUGAUGUGGACCUUACAUGACGGAAUUGGAUUUGUUUUCUUUUCUGGUCUAUGUGUCCAGAUGGGAUUCACUCUUCAAGGGAGGUUUACCAAGAUACCUGCCAACAUGACUGCUAAAGUGGGACAGAACAUUGAAAUGGAGUGCGCCUUUCAAAGCGAAACAGCCUCGGUGUACUUGGAGAUUCAGUGGUGGUUCAUUAGAGCGCCGGAGGAACCGAGCUCCAGCGAGGAAGAGACAGCCACAGAGAUGGACAUCACACCAGAAAUUGAUCCAGAUGAUGAAGGAACCAAGAUAAGUACAGUGAAAGUGCAGGGGAACGACAUCUCCCACCAGCUCCAGAGAUUUCGGGUUGACAAGAGCGACGAGGGAAUGUACGAGUGCCGGGUCAUCGACGCCAAUUACGGAGAGCUGCGGGAGUACAAGGUCCAGGGCUACCUGAAGAUCAACGCCACGGCACGGCCCCGGCCACCCAACAAGACGUCCCCCCUGCACCUGACGGACAAGAAGCCCCGCAAGAGCGGCUCGACGACGGGGCAGGACAGUGGCAUGAGCGCAGACCAGAGGCCCUCCAGCUCUUCCUCACAGAUGUCAUCGUCCAAAACAAUCAAACACACCCCAGGUUCAGGUACAAGGAUAGCCACACGCCACGGACUUGCUAUCCUGCUUCUCACGUGUGGCUUUGUGAGGGGCGCAUUGCUAUAGUUUCAAGUGUUGACUCUUUUAUUCUCCUCCCCUCCCCUCCCCUCCCCUCGCCACACACACAUGAUAUCAUCCUCUCCUCUCGAAGCAAAGAGAAAAUUGCCUGCUAUUUCCAUGGAGUGGUCAGCACAGUUGGCCCUUACUUCAAAGCACCACUCUGCACUCGACGAUGCAUUCUAAUCACCUUUCACCGGAUGCACCUUUUCUACCCCACCUUAGCCAAUACUGUUGUAGUGCACAUUUAAUUUCACAUGCCCCUUAAAAAUACAAAAUCCACGGACAAGGACAGAGAUUACAGAUAUAUAUAUUUCACAGAAAUAUUUUAUUUUAUUUUAUUGUAUUGUUUUUCUUCUUUCUUUUUAAAAUCAUUUCCCUGCAGUGCAUUUCAUGUAAUGUUUCAGAAAUGAAAAACAAAAUCUAUAUUUGUGUUUAUAUUAUAUGACUAUAUACAAAAAAAAAAAAAAACAUUGUAUACAUAUGUAGUUAGAUCAUUGCUUGACUCAAAAGCCCCAGUGUCCUGGACAUUCAUUGCAUUAAUUGAGGGUUUGUGAUCAUUUUCUAGAACCAUCUCCCAGUGGUCAAAGAAAAAACAUGCAUUAUACAUUAGUUUACAGUACGCGGCGCUUUUAGCCGCUAAUGGAUUUCUGCUGGACUGUGUGAUGAGAUGUUAGCAUGGUCAGCAAUACUGGUCUGACAUGCGUUGCGGUGUUGGCCGUAGGUCCAUGCAGAUCGCUCAUCAUGUUUGUUUUGGGUCUCUUAUUUGGCAUAAUAAACGUUGGCUGGGGUUGUUCUCUUCUCUUCCCCUGAUUGGUAUUCUGGUAGCACCACCGGAGCAACAGAGGCUCAUUCACUCACUCUCAAACACACUGCUUUUGUGCCACCGUGUUGAUAGACAAUUAGGUACCACAAGGCAACAAAUUACAAAAGCAAAAGUUCCACACUGUUGGUCUUUUUAUGUCAUUUCAGUUUGGAAUAUUAUAGCUCUGCCUAGCCAAGGCAACCUCCUCUGACCAAUUCAACAACUGGAUUUUCGAAAAAUACAAUACAUUUGAACUUCAUACAAAAUAUAUUGAAUCUAUCUAUAACGUUGGGUCUGGGUAUGACAUGCCUUUCAUGCUGUGCACAGUCUGACAUAAGACAUGACAUAGAUGUUUCAUAUUGUUAUAUUCAAAGUACCCAGACUCUUAACGAGACAAUGCCUUUUGUGUUGGACACUACAUAACAUUUUAUGAAGCACAAUGCAGAGGAUACUAAAUGCUUUGAAGUAUUUGUGUCGAUGACAUCUGCUUCAUAAGGCCCGGCACAAGUACCCUGUAACUAAUAGAUGUGUCUUUCCUAACAUCUAUGCCAUGUGUUACAAAACAGCAAAAAAUAGAACGAAGAACCUUGGAAAUGCAAUCACUGUGCAUAACAAAGCAGGAAACUGGCACAAAGUGGGUGUCAGUGGAGAAGGGGCAUGAAUAUGGAAUGGCUUACCAGUCUCAUAAUACUCCAUGCCUUGACAAUCGGCUUCCCAUGGCAACAUUCACCACUUACAAUACAUGUCGUGCAUAACGCAUGACUGUCUGGAAUGGCAGGUUCUUCCUCCUUAAGCAUUGGUUACCUAAAAGGAAUUAAGAAGCUCACCAGUCAGGCUUGACUGUUUUAGAAAAGGUUAGCACAAGACAACAAGGCCCUAACCCAUUUGUUAGCAUUCAACCAAAGACAGACACAAGACACAAGUCAGUGAUUCUUUCCUGAGUGGGUUUAAUUUCGAGCUCUCUUGUAUUAUGCCAAAUGUCCCUUCUCAUUUUCAUGCGACAACAUUUUAUUUGGCUUUUUGGUUCUUUUAUCAAUUCUUUACAUUAUGUUCAUCCCUCAGAUUGUGGCCACUGUCUAGGUUUUUUCACCAUUUGGCCAGAAACCAUGCUAGCCAUUCUUUAAUUCAUUGAUUGGAGGGCCCGUGUGAGCCAUUCAGUGGGAACCUUUGGUGGAAUGAUCAUUACACACUUCAUCAGCUGUGCUUUAAACCACAUGAGACCCCCCCCACCCCCACCCCCACCCCAUCCCACACACACACACACCCACCCCCCAGCCCAGGGCUUUAAUUAGUCUUGAGCUCAUCUUGCAGGGGUGACCACAGGGUUAAACCAAUGUUUAAAAACCUGUAAGACUCACGUGUAAGAGAAUGGAUAAUUGCAGAACACUGGUCCUGCAGUCUGACUCGUAAAUUGGAGGGUGUCUGUGAUUAUCACUGGUAGGCUUAUGUAUGUAAAUUAGAUGGUGGUUUCAAUUGAGUCUACUGUGAUGUGUUAUAUUUUCUCAGAUGAAGUCUGAUGAAGCCUAUCAUGUGAUUUUGGGGUCAUUUUUAAAAGACAGAAAAAGCCAUUGACUUUCACUUAAUUUCACAUUUCUGUUGGGCAGCUUGGUCUGUGUUGACACUUUGAUUUUCCUAGUGGGUUCUGAUAAUUCACAGCUCUAAAGGACAGUAACUGCAUUUGUACAAAGUUUUAGGCAACUCCCUUGUACAGCCAGAGAAGUCUGUCAAGAAGAAAAAAGAAACAGACACAUUUGUACAGUAGACCCUCACAGCAUGAAACUUCCCUGUUUUUUGUUUUUUUUUAAUAUGUGAAACACCAAGAGACAAAGAAGUGGUGUUUUUGCUGAUACAUUGUCAUGUGAACUGACCACGUUUAAAAACAAACAAAAAAAAUGAAAAAAGAACUGUUCUUGCAGCAUUUCAAGCAAGAUGCAGGUGCCAAAAUCCAUCAGAUUGGAAAUCUCCAAGGAAAGCUAUCCAUUUUAUGGACCAUACCCCUUAGACGUAACACAUGGAUGGAUAUUACCUUUCCUCGGUGGAUUUUUUUUUCAGGAGACAGAAGUUUUUUUUUUCUUGUUUUGGAAUUACAUCUGAAAUCAACUAUUGGAUCUAAGAGGAUUGCUCUUAUGUAUUGUUUACUGAAAAGGUGUCCGUUUUCUCUUUUUUGCACAUAGCAAAUGAUACUAUAUGACCACCACAAAUCAUCAUGAAGUAUAUUGUUGAUACUAUAUGUAAAGAAAAAAUAUAUAUACAGUCUAUAUAUUAAUUUUUCUUAAGAUAACUUGUUGAGGUUAACACAAGAUCCCAACAUGACAUUUAUGUAUUUUUUAAGUAUCAUUUUAUUGUCUUAUCAUUUGAAUGCAAUCUUUCUGUCAGUGAGACAUCGUACUGACCUUGCUAAAUUUCUUUCUAUUAUAAUAAUAAUUAUUAUUAUUAUUAUUCAUGUUUGCUUUCCUUGGUACUUUGUGGUGUGUCUUUGCCAAACACUGUGGCAAUUUAUAACAGCAGUGUGUGAAUAUCAUAGAAAUAAAACAUCUUUACAGAUGGGA